CAUAACUCAAAAUCACACUAGUAAGCCUCAAAGCUUGAAUAUAACACAACGCGUUUCAGAUGGAUUUAAUACUAACUUGAAAUACAGAUUAUGAAGAAUCACUACAAGGCACAGGCAAUAAUCUUCAAGGUAAACUCAAGGUCAAAAGAAGAUUGAUCGGAGGACAAAACUAAAAUAAAUUCACUCAAGGAUUGAAAAAAGCUGAAACUGAAAGAUGGAGGAAGACCAAGAAACAAAAGAGGGAGUAGUGAAGAUAAUAAGACCCGAAGGUGAAUUAGAAGAGUCAACCGAGUUUUUGGUUAGUGAGGAGUUUGAUCACUUGGUAAAAAAGUUGCACCCUGAAAAAACAUUACCCCCCUCUUUAGUUACUCGCGAGAAAUGGGGCGCUGUGCCCCCAAAAUAUAGAGAACCCCUUUGUACCCCCGCCAAAUUUGUGUAUAUAAUGGACACCAGGUCGGAAUUCUGCACUUGUGAAGAGUCUUGUAGCAUUGUGCUAAAGAAACUUCAGCACCACUAUAUGGAGGAAAAGGGUCUACCGGACAUACCAUGGAACUUCCUGAUUGGAGAGGAUGGACGGGUUUAUGAGGGGAGGGGGUGGGUUACAAAUCCCAGCAAAGUUUUACCAGAGACGCAGGAAUAUGAUUGCAGAUCUCUAGACAUCGCGUAUAUAGGCAACUACCAAGCUAAACUGCCGAGCCAUGAGAUGACCAUGACGAUGGACAAAUUAGUAGUCAUUGGACAAGAAAAGAACAUCAUUGAUUGGGAGUAUGAAUACAAGUCAGAAUUAUUGAAUGACUUUGUAGAACCACCAUUGGAGAGUAAACCAUAG
Messenger RNA from Macrosteles quadrilineatus (aster leafhopper), 829 nucleotides. Its product is annotated as peptidoglycan recognition protein 1-like. NCBI's taxonomy places the organism in Eukaryota, Metazoa, Arthropoda, Insecta, Hemiptera, Cicadellidae. The record is from RefSeq and is a predicted model, not a curated record. Gene Ontology annotation, molecular function: N-acetylmuramoyl-L-alanine amidase activity; zinc ion binding. The transcript has 4 exons. Gene Ontology annotation, biological process: peptidoglycan catabolic process. Bases 215 to 829 code for a protein of 204 amino acids.